Siniperca chuatsi (mandarin fish) is the source of this 4920-nucleotide messenger RNA. RefSeq lists its product as uncharacterized. Gene Ontology annotation, molecular function: zinc ion binding; metalloendopeptidase activity. Bases 2319 to 3983 code for a protein of 554 amino acids. Gene Ontology annotation, biological process: proteolysis. Lineage: Eukaryota; Metazoa; Chordata; Actinopteri; Centrarchiformes; Sinipercidae. The record is from RefSeq and is a predicted model, not a curated record. The transcript is spliced from 10 exons.
GCUGCAGGACUUUCCCAUGGCUGUGAUCGGCCUGCUGAAUAUUAGUGUGACCUCAUUGCACAGAACCAGUUUGGAGCCCAGAUGUCAGGAACAUAUCUCUAAUCCAAUAAGGGACUCUCCUAAUCACCGCAACAGAUUCCUCGCUGACUCGCCACUAACCAUGAAUCAUAUGGAGCAACACAGGCAAUGACUUCCUCAUUGUUUGAGCGAUUACUUACGUAAUGUUCUGGCUCUUUUGUUUUGCAUUAUUUUUUUCACACUACAGACUAUAAUUUAAUGACUGAAUGGUGAAGAGCAGUGUUUAAAACUGGACAAGAGCCAUCUCCCACACAUGCAGGUGUAAUAUUGCACCAAGGUAGCAAUUUUGAAAAGUCCCAGUUUGUGUGUGCACCUUCUGGACUGUUUUGGCACACCUGCCGUGAUAAAGUUUCCCCAGCGCUGGACUUUUUUCCUAUGUAAUGAAUCACAGCGGAUUAUUUAAGCUCUUAUCACUAUCAACAGAAAUAGACUCCUCCGUGUCAAAGUGAAAGCGUCUCUACAAACUUGUCUAAAUAAAAAUGUAACCGGGGCCAAGGGACCAAACUAAUACAGAGAUGUGGGUUUUGACUCUAGAUGUUCAAAUUUAUUGAACACUAGUUAUUAAGGUUUAGACAAUUUAUCCAGAACCGAUCAAUCAAGUUUUUGUUUUUUUGUUUGUUUUUUAUAUAAACAUAUUCAUCAAGGUUAAAUAAAAAAUAAAGUCAACUAACCAGAGGAUCUCACUCUUGAUGCAUUUUGUCCAGAGUGCUGCCAUCACGUCUGAGCUCGUAAUGAGACAGUGUCCAGGUGUGUCGAGGGAGAACUCGGCCAGAAACAGAACACGGUUGGACGUUUGUGCAAUCUGAAUAUAGAACCACAUUUUGCCACCAGAACAGAGUUCUUCGAUACUGGCAACCUUCUCGAAUCACUGUGCUGCUGCUGUUUUAGUGCACUGGGUGGGUGAACUGUUCAUUAUUAACAAAACAUGUGAUGCAUUAAAAUAAAAUGCCCACCAGUCUUUUGAUUUGAUUGUUGUUUUUAUUUGGUUUGAAUCCUAUUUAAACUCUCAAAUUAAAGAUUUUCAAGCUGCAGGAGUAAUUUGAACAUCAGAGCGCUUAAAAAUAACAAGUGGCUUUAUCAUUGCAGAUUACAUAACAGAUCACUCAUUUAGACACUUGCCAAUAAAUGUGGAUCACACCCAUAAUGAUACUUAAUCGCUGCAGUGCAGACGUCACUCAGUUACAACCAAAUGUAUAAUUAACUGGCUCUGCUGCAAAACAAGACUUUAAAAAGUUACAUCAGAUUGGUGUUAAAUGUUUAUUUAGACUGACUGACUUUUUAUUUUUAUUGUUUUGCCUCAAAAGGAAAGUUAACACGCCUCUGACAGUCUCAAGAAAAACUGAAUACUACAGAAACCAAAGUUGGUAUUUGUUGCAGGGCUUUGAUACUGGACCAGAGCGUUCAGGUGUCGGAUAUUACCGCAACCCGCCGUGCAGUCGGUGGCCUGUUCAAGAGGGAAUCUUUCACAACUGUUUCAAAAACGUUUAACAUGGAUACUCCUUUUGACUCCACCGAACGGGGUCCGUUUCAUGACCACCAUCGACCUCCCAACAUGUGCGUUUUUGAGCGUCUCCACACAUUCACUGUGUGCAGUACUGUUUUGGCAGUCAGUGUAAAAGUAAUUUAAUUACUGUUUGUUUGUUUUAUCCAUAAAUGAUAUGAUGUGCACGGUUAUCAAACUACCAGUUCAAUUUCAGAGACAACAAAAUGACAAAAUAUGAAGUAUUUUCUACUUAGUGUUCUGAUGCUGUCUCAUCAGCAUCAGCAAUUUAUUUUAUGUGUUUUGCAGCUACAAGCAGUUCCUUCUUUUAAUUUGUGUUGCAUUGUGGGCCAAUAUUUACAUCAACAAUACACAAGUCAGGUUUAAAAAUUAUGCAUAAACAGCUGUCUGUGAUAAAUGGAUAAAUAAAAUAAGGUUUGUUAAAAGAGAUGGUUAGGAUGAUGUGAUCUGGUGCUGGGAUUAUUUUUCUAUUUAUACUCCACAGUGGAUCUGGAAAAUAAUCUGACAGUAAUGAGGAAGCUGUUUGAAUAAUUAUGCUAGUCACCAGGUGCAAAAAGGUAUCUAUGGCAUGAAAAGAGACAACACAUAGCUCUGCUGUUUGGUAUGAGGAAAUGUAUACCGUGUGUUCAUGCAAACACACCCACCUGAAGAUGUAGUAACACGACUUCCUCGUCACAAACGUAUAAAUUGCAGCGCCUGCAGUCAGUGAAAGCAGUCUCCUCACAGGUCAGACACCAACAUGUCAUCCACAAUGUGGACCUUCAUUGUGGUUUUAGUACUUCUGACAGCUGGAUUCAGAGCACAGGACUAUGACAACGCUUUGCAAGGCAUUUUGUUUCGUGUUUGUCCAAGUAAACACGUCGUGUCUCAGAUUAAAAGCUCCCACAACGACACGGAGAACGAUCGCCAGUGGAAGAUUGAAUGCGCGGCUUUCAACGCCACCUCCGAGUGCUCCUGGUCACGUUUCUACAACUUGUAUGAGCAAGAACUGAGCUUCAACUGCCCGGCCAAUCAUGUGGUUGCUGGCGUCUAUAGUGAUUACAGAAGCGCGUUUAAAGACAGAAGAUGGAAAUUCCUCUGCUGCUCUGCUCCAAAACUGAUCACGUCUGAAUGCCGGGAAACCCCAAUGGUCAACUACUGGAAUGAAGACUUCAACUGGUACGUCCCUGGAGACAACUUCCUAACAGGUGUCCAGACCCACAACAAGAAUAACAAUGGAGAUCAUCGCUGGCGUUUCAGCUACUGCAGAGGCACAAUACAAGAUACCCAGACAGUUAGUUCACAAAUCCUUGCUGCAAACAAACCAUUAAGAAACCAGUUAACUGAAGGAGAUGUUGUUCUCCCAAGAACAAGGAAUGCAAGAAUCUGUGAUGACUGCAAAUGGCCAAAGUCAAGUCAGACGGUUCAAGUGCCGUACGCUAUAACUGGUGCCUUUACCAGCUUCGACAAAAGCACGAUUCUCGGCGCUAUCAGUGCCUUCCACUUGAGCACCUGCAUCCGGUUUGUUCCUUAUAAUAGCCAGACCAACUACAUCAGCAUUGUGAAAGAGACUGGAUGUUGGUCGUAUAUUGGACAAAUAGGAGGGUCUCAACAAUUAUCUCUCGGUGAUGGAUGCGUUCAAAAAGGCAUCAUUCUGCACGAGCUCAUUCACGCGCUCGGCUUCUUCCAUGAGCAUAGUAGAAGUGACAGGGACGGUUACGUCAAGAUCAACUAUGAAAACAUCGAGUCCGGACAAGAAGCAAACUUCCUAAAACGGGAAACGAACAACCUCGGUGUUCCGUAUGACUACUCCUCUGUUAUGCAUUAUGGACCAAAGGCCUUCUCCAAGAAUGGUGGAGAUACCAUCACUCCCCUCACGCCCUCCGUUAACAUCGGCCAGAGUGAAGGCAUGUCAGAAAAAGACAUUCUGAAGAUCAACAUGCUUUACGGCUGCAAGGAUUACAUACAUAAAAAUGGCGCUUGGGACAAUAGGUUGAACGCCGUUUUGAGUCGCCAGUGUCCUUCUGGCCAAGCUGUUUCCAGCAUCACAAGUGUCUACGAUAACGACAAAAAAGAUCGACUCUGGGGGAUUUCGUGCAUUGCUUUCAAGGUAACCAGGACAUGCCGGUGGUCAAAUUAUGUGAACGGAUACUGGGGAAAGAUGGACUUCAAAUGUGCAAUCAACGAAGUGAUUGCAGGGGCCUACAGCGAAUACAGCAACAUCAUGAAAGACAGGAGAUGGAAGUUUAACUGCUGUAGUGCCUCUGGUUUUGCCACGUUCAACUGCAAAAACACACCAGUGAUCAACUACUGGCAGGAAUACUUCAGCUGGACAGUCCCCAGCAGCAACUUCCUAACAGGAGUGAAAAGCUCCUUUGAUAGUCAAACACGCGAUCGUCGAUGGAGUUUCUCAUACUGCCAGUGACGCUACCAUGAAUGAGAAGAUGGCUGACAAGAUUUUCUGACGUGUCGCAGUAAUGCGCCGUCUCGCCUGUCUAAAGGUAUAUUUGUGUGGUGCUUCUGCUGGGUGCACCAACUAAGGCUCAUUAGCAUUUGUGUGUACCAGAUGCAUGAAAUCAUAGUAAGCAUGAAGGGUAUUGUUUAUAUUGUUUUAAUCCAUUUUUAAGAGCUAGUUGGACUAUAUAGGGGGGGAAAUCAAUUUAUAGAUUGUUGUCCAUGUCCGAGUUGUAGUAUUAAAUGUAAGAGACUCCCUGCACUUUAUUAUAGUAGCAACUUUGUAACCAUGACUCUUGGGGAAAUAAUGGCCUGCAUUUAUCAAGAUCAGAAGUGCUGAUGUAAGAUCAUUAAGAAAAAGCCCCUAGCCAUCUUCUUUCAUAAUGACCUGAACAGAGAAACUGAUCUCAGAGCUGCACUCCUGCUGCACAAAACAAACCCUCCGUGUGGUUACAGUGUGUCGAUGCAAAGGCUCUGUGGUUUCUUGGGAGUUGUCCCCCGUUCUCAGUAGUGUCUAAGGCUGGUGGGGCUGUGUAUGUUUAGCGUAGCUGGCAGGGUAGUUGUGUUUGUAUGUCUUAUGCAGUGUCACUCUCCUGGUGUUUUUAUUAGGUUUGUAACAAUAAAGAUUUGCAUAAUGUUUUGCAAUGAAUUGCUGAUCCAGAUUAGACCAUUAGGUCAUCCUGUCAGGUGAAACAUGCUUUUUAAGAUGAAAGAUUUUACAUGUGAACCUGACUUUACUUGAAUACUUUGUUUCCAAAGUGUGUAUGUAUAUAUGUGUAAAUGUAAAACAUUCAUUUGUGGAUUUAUAUACUGAUUACUGUAUUACAAUUUAAUGGAGUAGGAUAACGCACUGCAUUUACUGAGCUGUGUUUUACUGUACUUGGAAAUAAAGUCAACAUGAAUUCUAA